AUGUAUGGUGCUCUUUUGCUGACUACUUCCAUUUUAAAUAAAGAAAUCCAAGAACAUAAAGUUAAAAUACAUGAAUUUCCAGAAACAGAUGAUGAAGAAGAAAAAAAACUUGUUAAAAAGAUAAAGGACCAUUUACCUCUUGCUGUGGUGGGUAGUAAUACUAUCAUUGAAGUUAAUGACAAAAGGGUCAUAGAAAGGCAGUAUCCUUGGAGUGUUGCUGAAGUUGAAAAUGGUGAACAUUGUGAUUUUACAGUUCUAAGAAAUAUGUUGAUAAGGAAUCAAGCAACAUGGGACGUGUUGAGGAGACAGCACAAUCGGGCAGGGAGGAGGGUUGAAGAGCAGACAGGCUCGCUGGGAGAGCGGAGGACAGGGACGGGGAGAGAGGGUGGGAUGGAGAGGGCAUCCGAGGGGAGACGGUCAGAGCUAUUAAUAGAAACAAACUCUUGCUGUUUAUUUAUGACAGAACACACUCAGGACUUGAAAGAUGUUACUAAUAAUGUCCCCUAUGAGAACUAUGGAAUCAGAAAACUGGCAGCUGUGACUUAUCAUGGAGUUGAUAACAAGAAGAAUAAAGGGCAGUUCGCUAAACAUUUAAUGAUUACCCUUAAUAUUAAUGACAGGAGCCCUCUGGCACAAAUGGAAGAAGAAAGAAGGGAGCAAGUAGCUAAAAUUAAGAAGAUGGAGCUGGAGAUGGAGCAGGUGUUUGAGAUGAAGGUCAAAGAAAAAGUUCAAAAACUGAACGACUCUGAAGCUGAGCUCCAGCGGCGCCAUGAGCAAAUGAAAAAGAAUUUGGAAGCACAGCACAAAGAAUUGGAGGAAAAACGUCGUCAGUUUGAGGAUGAGAAAGCAAACUGGGAAGCUCAACAACGUAUUUUAGAACAACAGAACUCUUCAAGAACCUUGGAAAAGAACAAGAAGAAAGGGCAGAUCUUUUAAACCCUCUAUUGACUACCAGUUACGUAUUAGUUGCCAAUAUGCCAGCUUGGACAUCAGUGUUGGAUCCGUUUGACCAGUUUGCAUUAGUUUUAUCCAUAAUGAUGGAUUUAACAGCAUGACAAAAAUUAUUUUUGUUGUUGUUGUUCUUAAUGGAGAUUAAGAUGCCUCGAAUUGUCUAGGGUGUUCUGUACUUAGAAAGUAACAGCUCUAAGUAGCUUUCCUACAUUUUCUCUUUUUUUUUAAUUAAACAGAUAUCUUCGGUUUAAUGUAAGAGAACAUUUUACAGUUGUACAAUCAUGUUCUGGUGGUUUGAUUUUUUACAGGAUAUUCCAAAAAAAAAGGACUCAGGAAGGUUUUCAUUGAGGAUAAAUUGCCAUAAUAUGAUGCAAACUGUGCUUCUCUAUGAUAACUAUAAUACAAAGGUUCCAUUCAAUGCAGCAUAUACAAUAAUAUAAUUUAGUCUAACACAGUUGACCCUAUUUACUGACACUUCCAUUGUUUAUAAAUACACAUGGGGAAAAAAAACCCCUAUAUGCUUACAGUGCACCUAGAGGUUUUUUUUCUAUAACAGUCUCUUUUUGUUUGUUUGUUUUGGAUUCUUUAAAUAUAUAUUAUUCUCAUUUAGUGCCCUCCUUAGCCAGAAUCUCAUUACUGCUUCAUUUUUGUAAUAACAUUGACUUUAGAUAUUUUCCAUAUAUUGGCCCUGCUAAAAUAGAAUAUAGCAUAUUUCAUAUGGUAGGAACCAACAAGAAAACUUUGCACUAACUCCCUUUUUACACUUUAUGGUAAGUAGCAGGGGGGAAAUGCAUUUAUAGAUCAUUUCUAGGCAAAAUCAUUUCUAGGCAAAGCUAAUGACCAACCUGUUUCUACCUAUAUGCAGUCUCUUUAUUUUACUAGAAAUGGGAAUCAUGGCCUCUUAAAGAGAAAAAAAGUCACCAUUCUGCAUUUAGCUGUAUUCAUAUAUUGCAUUUCUGUAUUUUUUGUUUGUAUUGUAAAAAAUUCACAUAAUAAGCCAUGUAGUGAUGUAAUAGAGUGUGGGGGUUUCAAUAUUCUACAGUCGAUGUACAAGAGUAGAGUAUGUUUGGGAAGAAACUUUUCAAGUUGAAUUUGCCUCCUCUAUGAUGACAUAUCUUAUAUGCUUGUGCUGAUUUUCUAAUUUAAGAGAUACCAUAUCUCUCUAUUCAUUUCUAUCUCUCAUUUGUAUGCUUAUUUUUCUGAGAACAAUUUUUUUUUUUUCCAGACAGGGUCUUGCUUCGUUGCCCAGGCUGGAGUGCAGUGGCAUAAACACGACUCACUGCAGCCUCAACCCUCUGGGCUCAAGCAGUCCUUCUGCCUCAGCCCCUUGAGUAGCUGGGACUGCAGGCGUGCACCACCAUGCCUGGCUAAUUUUUGUAUUUUUUGUAGAGAUGGGGUUUCAUUAUGUGGCCCAGGCCGAUCUCGAACUCCUAAGCUCAAGUGAUCCACCCACCUCAACCUCCCAAAGUUCUGGGAUUACAAGCAUGAGCCAUCAUGCCUGGCCUCUGAGAAGUUUCUAACUCAUUCAGAUUAGGUAUACUCUCAAGUCCCUGGAAACUGAAUUUUUUAACUGGAAAGAGAGUGGUGUAAUUUCUCAAGGUCAAAUGAUGUAUAUUUUAACAUAAUACAUAAUUUAAGUGUAAUUAAUGUAGCCCAGUUUAUUAUCUUGAAAUGUUUUACCCUAUUUACUUUUUAAAUUAAUGACCUAAGCAGAGGGAAUAAUUAUAAGUCAAUAUCAG
Molecule: messenger RNA, 2690 nt
Organism: Gorilla gorilla gorilla (western lowland gorilla)
Lineage: Eukaryota; Metazoa; Chordata; Mammalia; Primates; Hominidae
Product: septin-7-like
Exons: 8
Coding region: 1-936 (311 amino acids)
Molecular function (GO): GTP binding
Source: RefSeq, a predicted model, not a curated record